AAACCUUUCACUGCCGCAUGUGAUCCCUGCUACAACUAACUCUCACUUACGGUAUACACGCCGGAGAACUCACCUGCACGAUCCCACUUUCACUGCCCUUUCCCCUCAAACCCUGUAUGGCGCACAAUCCGAUGCUGUUGCGGACGCUGAUUAGCUUCCCUGUGACAUGUUUGACACGUUCUACACUCGCCGGCGGAUGGUGGACAUUCGGCCGAAGCCGAGAAGCUCUAUGUGUUAAAUGUCUCUUCCUAGUAAGACAAUCUGAUGUAAAGGUUUUGUACUGGUGCUUGAAUGGACUUGCCGGAAGUACACAUCAAGGCGGACGUCAAUCGCAUCUUGUCUGAAGCAACAUGUGCAUCAUAUUGGAUCGUGCUUGGUCCCAUCAGCAAAAUUGGAAGAAACGGAGGGAUGGCGGAUGCACCCUGGCUCGCUUCGCC
Molecule: messenger RNA, 437 nt
Organism: Radiomyces spectabilis
Lineage: Eukaryota; Fungi; Mucoromycota; Mucoromycetes; Mucorales; Radiomycetaceae
Exons: 2
Coding region: 117-344 (75 amino acids)
Source: RefSeq, a predicted model, not a curated record